This is a messenger RNA of Tricharina praecox, 1187 nucleotides long. RefSeq lists its product as uncharacterized. NCBI's taxonomy places the organism in Eukaryota, Fungi, Ascomycota, Pezizomycetes, Pezizales, Pyronemataceae. The record is from RefSeq and is a predicted model, not a curated record. The transcript is spliced from 3 exons. Bases 1 to 1113 code for a protein of 370 amino acids.
AUGCCCCCGUCACAACUGCAGGAGCAGCUUCAAGAACCCGAGUCACAGACGAAGCGAGAGCCGAAUGAGCUGUCGAAUCGACAGAAGCGGCGGCGGCACCCGGCUGAUUUCCGCGUGGGUUCGCCCUUCGAGACAGAAGGUAACCAAGACGACGGUUCACCCUUCGAAAUGGAGGAUGACCAAGACGACGGUUCGCUCUUCGAGGAAGAGGAUGGACAAGGCGGGGAUGAGCUCCACCACUCAUACCGCAUUGUCACGAUUCCCAACUUGAAGAUCCCGUAUCACUGGAAGGACGAGGCCAAGAAUGUCCAGAUUGCCAUUGACACUCUCGAGCACAUCCUCAAGUCACAGGGGGGGAGUGCCCGACCUUCGAAAUCCCUGGGCUUCAUCGCUAAGAUUCGAAAGAAGUUCGGUCCAAAUCCUAUCCACCCUGACACCCUGCCCGGAAGUUUUGAUGGAAAAAUCCUUGGUUUUCAGAAUGCCUUGCGUCUACAUUAUACCCGCUGGUUCAAGGUAGUCGAGAUAGAUAGCCUGAUCGCGGAGCACUUUGGAUCCAGAUUCAUGUUUGACGAUCUAAAGAAUUACAAGAUUGUCCGCCGACGUGCCAUGCAGAUGAAGCAAGGUUGGAAACACGAGGCCAUGCUACGCUUCGAAAAACAUGUCUCCAACCUGAUCCAGAAACACCCAGAGUGCGACAUCAAGAGUAGCGCCGAUCCAGGAAUAUUGCGAGCCUUUUUUCGCGAUCAUUUCAACAUCGAUGAAGCCAGAUCAGUUUUCUGGUGGGCUCAUGACAUCAUCGAUCUCCCGAAAUCUUCCAAUGCUUGUAGGACCUUCAUUUUUGAAGUCUUCAUCAUUUUUUCGGUCCAAGUUAAACUGUAUCUCGACGAUCCGAAGGCCUACGACCGCGCCACGCUGAAUCGUGUCUGGGAUAAGCUCGGCGAUAUCCCUAGGUUCAAGGACCUUGGUAUCGACGGAUUCGCCCUGCGCCCUCUCGGAAUCAGCUCUCGUAAGCGGAAGAGGGAAGAGACUCCGUUGCGGGAGGACAUAUUCAAGGCCGUGGAGUACAAGGAGGGCGAUGAUCUUGGAGUUUACGAGGAUCCCGAUGAUGUGUGAGCUUGGGAGUAGACUGGGGUAGAUGAGAAUGUCGCGCUGUUGCAUGGGUUCUUUGCACUGGUCGUUCAUCAGAG